AUUUGAAAUGACAUCAUCGCUUUUGACUGCAGGCUAGUUCGUCUGUCAAACACAAGUCUGGCACGUUGAAGUACGUUAGCUCUUAAAUAGAAAAACAAACCUUUAAAUUCUUCAAGUUUUUCAUGCGUAAAAAAACCUAUUGUCGUGGUGCAAAUCGAAUGAAACAAAUUUAGAUUUUUAAACUCAUUAUUCUUGUUCAGUGCAUCUAAUGUGCCAAUUUCAGUAACUGCCUGGCAGUUACAAGAUGUCCAAAUUGCGAGAACGUAAUCGUCCACGUCUUUGUUUGUGGACAAAGCAACAAGAGGCUUUACGGGCCGGUCACGUUACGACACGUGAACCUAGGGGAUCGUUACGACGUCAAUCAUGGGAAAGCGAUUUCGAAGAAUUACGAACGGACAGAAUGCCUUUGAAAACGGUCAAUCGGGAUCCUUCGACGAAACGGACGAAAAAAGAAGAAACUAAAGUGACUCGACGAUUGCACAAAAUCACGGCCGAAAUGCAAACCUUGAUCGAUUAUGCCCUUGAUAAUUGUUUUGAUGACGAUCAAGUUCUGUGCAAUGCUUUCAACAUUUCCAUCACUCGACGAGAUAUCAAAACACUCGCUGAUUGCAAUUGGAUCAACGAUCAGAUUAUCAACUUUUACUUAUCUCUCAUCGUGGAGCGAAGCCAACCAGACGAACGUCCUAAAGUAUUUGCCUUCAACACACUCUUCUAUCCAAAGUUGAUGAGUUCCGGCUAUGCUGCUCUCGAAAGGUGGACAAAAGCUGUGGAUCUUUUCCAAAAUGAUGUCAUUCUGAUCCCCGUACAUUCUGGUUGUCACUGGUCUCUGGCCACUAUCUGUCCACAAGAAAAAACAAUUCGAUAUUAUGACAGCCAAGGACGAAAUGACCAGACAUGUCUUAACAAUUUGAAAAUGUACAUAGAAGCAGAAGGUAAAGCGAAGAAUAAAAGCGUGACGAGGGUGGGACAAUGGAAACUAGAAUGUGCAGAGAAUAUACCACAACAGGUGAAUUUCUAUGACUGUGGAAUGUUCACCUUACGGUAUGCCGAACAUGUAUCGCGUAAAUGCAAGAUGAGUUUCAAACAAAAGGACAUGCCUUACUAUCGUCGAAGAAUGAUGUACGAAAUUAUGACAAGGACGUUGAUUUCUCCCUAAAGUUGUGUUACGAUUGUUUUCUUUCCUUCACUAUUGUUUCAUUUAUUUUAUUUCGUUUCGUGAUUUGCUGCCAGUUUAAAUA
This is a messenger RNA of Daphnia carinata, 1238 nucleotides long. Its product is annotated as sentrin-specific protease 1-like. Gene Ontology annotation, molecular function: deSUMOylase activity. Lineage: Eukaryota; Metazoa; Arthropoda; Branchiopoda; Diplostraca; Daphniidae. The record is from RefSeq and is a predicted model, not a curated record. Gene Ontology annotation, cellular component: nucleus. Bases 245 to 1156 code for a protein of 303 amino acids. The transcript has 4 exons. Gene Ontology annotation, biological process: protein desumoylation.